GCAUUCGAGAGUCGAGCCGUGCUGUUGUCUACAGUUCUUGUCGCGAGCCAACGAUCUCGCGGCCAUUUCAACUGAUCCUUAACAAAAAAAAAAAAAAUAUCCUUUUAAGCAUAACAAAUCGAAAAUGCGUUUAAUAAGCCUCGUCAUAUUUUGCCUGUGCGUGUGCGCUGCCAUUUGGCCAGCAAAUGCGCUCCAGUGCUACCAAUGCAUCGGAUCCGAGUGCGAUGAUCUGGAUGAUUCGAAGGUGGUUAGUUGCAAUUUGGAUGAGACGACAUCCACUUUAACAACGGAAGAUACCACGACUGAGAGUUUGCCGGACACGUCGACGACGUCGUCGGGUAGUUCGACGGGAGGAUCCACAACUUCGCCAGGCCCUACAGUGGACACGCCAGCCACAGAGUCGUCUCCACCAUCAACGACAGAUCAAUCAGACACCACAACAGAAGCCACCUCAGAAACCACAACCACAGGAGAGCCAUCCGAAUCAACGGAAACCACAGAAACCACAACAGGAGAGCCAUCAGGAUCGACUGAAACCACAGACUCGACUACAGAAGAGCCAUCAGGAUCGACAGAAACGACAGAAUCCACAACAGAAUCCACAACCGAUUCCACGUCCGAUUCCACAUCAGAUUCCACAUCGGAUUCCACAUCGGAUUCCUCUCCAGGUUCCACAGCCAGUUCCACAUCAGAAUCGACAUCAGAGUCCACAUCGGAUUCCACAUCAGAUUCAACAUCGGAUUCCUCAUCAGGUUCAACAGCCGGUUCCACAUCAGAUUCGACAUCCGAGUCCACAUCAGAUUCCACGUCAGAUUCCACAACAGGUUCCACAUCAGAUUCUACAUCAGAUUCCACAUCAGAUUCCACCUCAAGUCCAGAAUCCUCCAUACCAUCCUCUUCGGGAUCCACAGAAUCCUCAACAGCAGCCUCAACAGGAUCCUCCGAGACCGGAGAAUCAACCACAUCUGGAUCCACAGAAUCUUCAACAUCCUCGUCAGCAAGUGUCGUAAAUCCUGGCAACUUGGAGAAUAUUCAGUUAGCCCUGCAACAGGCGGCAUUGCCUGGUGGCAUCCGCUCCGGUCGCGCUCGCCGCUCCCUGGCUGCCCAGGCGGCCGAUCAGCUGAUACGCAACUAUCGCUCCUACGAGUUCAACGGACGCGCCACCAACUACCGUACAACGGCCUGCUACAGCAUCGAAAAGGAUGGCGAGAUUCAGCGCGGCUGUGUCUGGAUACCCGAGGGGCAAUCCGGCUGCCAGGCGGUGCGUGAGAAGGUCGACCUGCAGCAGAAUUCGGUCAAUGAUCUCUGCGAUGUCUGCCAAACGGAUAACUGCAAUGGCAGCGCCAGUCUGCGCAUGUCCUUGGCAGCGCUGCUGCUUCUGCUGGGCCUGGGCUUGAGGAGCCUCUUCUAGAGCAUUCGCAAGCUGUGCUAAUGUUUACUCUGUAUUAUAUAUAUAUAUGCCUAUUCCCCGCUAAGUGAUUUGUAUUUGUACUCGUAACGAAAUUCAAGAGAAAUUAAAAACUGGAAAUAUAUUAAAUCAAAAAA
This is a messenger RNA of Drosophila virilis, 1545 nucleotides long. It is a transcript of the gene Mur29B, whose product is annotated as Mucin related 29B. The record is from RefSeq and is a predicted model, not a curated record. Lineage: Eukaryota; Metazoa; Arthropoda; Insecta; Diptera; Drosophilidae.